AUGUCCGCCAUCGUCGUCCCCAGCCCGGUGCCGUCCCCCUCCGACGACGCUGAGGGCAUCAGGAAGGCGCUCCAAGGAUGGCGGGCGGACAAGGAGGCCCUGGUGCGCAUACUGGCACGGAGGACGGCGGCGCAGCGGUCGGCGAUCCGCCGCGCCUACGCCUUCCUCUUCCGGGAGCCCCUCCUCAACUCCUUCCGCCAGCGGCUCUCCCGCCAGUACUGCCCCGUCACCGUCGACUUCUGGAAGGCGGUCAUCCUGUGGACGAUGGACCCGGCGGAGCGGGACGCGAACCUGGUGCACGGCGCGCUGCGGCGGCGAGGGGACGGCGACCACCUCGCCGUGCUGGUGGAGGUCUCGUGCGCGUCCGACCCCGACCACCUCGUGGCCGUCCGGCGCGCCUACCGCUCCCUCUUCGGCUGCUCCGUGGAGGAGGACCUCGCCUCCUGCGCCGCGCUCCAGCAGCCGCUCAGGAAGAUGCUGGUGAGCCUCGUGAGCUCCUACCGCUACGGCGGUGACCGCGUCGACGCGGACGUGGCGAAGCUGGAGGCGUCGCAGCUCUCGGAGGCCGUCCGGAGGAAGCAGCCGCACCACGACGAGGUGGUGCGGAUCCUCAGCACCCGGAGCAAGCCCCAGCUCAGGGCGACGCUCCGGCGGUACAGGGAGGACCACGGCACCGACAUCGUCGAGGACAUCGACAGCCGCUGCAGCAGCCAGUUCGCCAGGACGCUGAAGAGCGCCGUCUGGUGCCUGACCUCGCCGGAGAAACACUUCGCGGAGAUGAUCAGGGAGUCGGUGGUGGGGCUGGGGACUUACGAGGACAUGCUGACGAGGGUGGUGGUGUCGCGGGCGGAGAUCGACAUGAGGCAGAUCAAGGAGGAGUACAGGGCCAGGUUCAAGACCACCGUGACCUGCGACGUCGUUGACGACACCUCCUUCGGCUACAAGGACAUCCUGCUGGCCCUGGUUGGCGGCGAGGAAGAGUGAAGCGGCAGACCUGGAACGAUGCAGCGCGGUCACCUCCGACCGGACGCCGUCGCCGCUAUUUUUUUUACGUCAUAUGAUUAUUUUUUUCGUGAUGAAUGCAUGUUGUUUCUACAUCUUCAUUCUUUUCCUAGCACGUGUGUAACCUUUUUCAAAGUGUUUCUUGAACCAUUUAAACUGACACUAAAUGAUGU
This is a messenger RNA of Triticum aestivum (bread wheat), 1175 nucleotides long. RefSeq names its product annexin D3. Lineage: Eukaryota; Viridiplantae; Streptophyta; Magnoliopsida; Poales; Poaceae. Gene Ontology annotation, molecular function: calcium ion binding; phosphatidylserine binding; calcium-dependent phospholipid binding. Gene Ontology annotation, cellular component: cytoplasm; plasma membrane. The record is from RefSeq and is a predicted model, not a curated record. Gene Ontology annotation, biological process: response to water deprivation; response to cold; response to heat. The coding region runs from base 1 to 984 and encodes 327 amino acids. The transcript has 3 exons.